Phaeoacremonium minimum UCRPA7 is the source of this 2679-nucleotide messenger RNA. Its product is annotated as putative serine threonine protein. NCBI's taxonomy places the organism in Eukaryota, Fungi, Ascomycota, Sordariomycetes, Togniniales, Togniniaceae. Gene Ontology annotation, molecular function: protein serine/threonine kinase activity; ATP binding. Gene Ontology annotation, cellular component: cytosol; cytoplasm; nucleus. Bases 1 to 2679 code for a protein of 892 amino acids. The record is from RefSeq and is a predicted model, not a curated record. The transcript has 2 exons. Gene Ontology annotation, biological process: intracellular signal transduction; protein phosphorylation; negative regulation of glycogen biosynthetic process.
AUGCUAAAGCGGACCAUGACCGACACGAAACAGGUCUCGCUACAGCAAAAGCUUAUGGAUGCACUGGCCCAGCCUUUCGUGAUUGGCCCACCAGCGUACCAAGAGCAGGUCUCGUCACCGACAGCUAAUCAAUCCUUUAGCUCGUCAUUCAACGCCCCGAGUGCCAUUGGCUCGAGUGUUCAUGGCCAUGGCACUCGAUGGGUGCCGGCGGCGCAAGCUAUCUUCACCACAGAGGCCAAACCACCCUGGACAAUCCUUGCAGCCAAUGAUCUGGCAUGUCUAGUAUUUGGUGUCACAAAGGCUGAGGUGCGGAAGAUGGGUAUCCUGGAAGUUGUACAAGAGGAGAGGAGAGCGUGGCUUGAACGGAAACUGAAACAUGGGGAUACGAUUACUGAUGCCGGAACCGAGUCCGAAACCGAAGUUGUACCAUCAAGUCCAAAACCAGUCGGAGUAUCUACAAGUCUACUGGGAGCACGAGGCGGAGGCAUCACUGCUAAGUUGCUCAGCAAACCGAACUCUCGAUCCCAGACGCCAAAGAUUAAAUCCCCUGCGCGGAGACCAGAGACGUUCCACAGCGGUGACCCAAGACCGCCAAAGCCCAGUGGUGGAGGCCAUGCAAACCACAAGACCAACAAGUCCAGGGGCGUGUUGCUGUGUGGUGACGUGGUGCCAAUCCAGAAACGCAACGGCGCGACAGGUGCUGCAAGUCUGUGGGUUAAAGAAAAGAAAGUCGGCUUGAUCUGGGUUCUAGAGGAAAUUCAUGAGGACGUCGCCUAUCUGACCCUAGAUGAAGACGGUGUUGUAGUCAAGCUAGAUGGCGCUCUGGGUCCAAUCUGGGGCGACGAGAACUUACGACCUGGAAUGGAUGUCGGGAAGCUAAUCCCGCGAAUCCCACGGCAAGGCAUAGAUCCUCGGACAGGUGAGAUCGAUUAUCGGCAGUGCUCAAAACUGAGAUAUUUCACUUGUCGGAACUGCGAUAGAAUCAACAUUCCGGCAACGGUCGAGCAGGUCAGGGGCAGAACAGAACUACGUGUCUCCAGCUUUCCACACAUAGCCGGCAUCAUAGUCGUGUCAACGAGCACCCUGACGAUCAAGAGCUCUAAUUCUGUCUUCUGUGGAGCUCUGUUUGGCUAUGAAAAGCCCGAUGGAAUGUCUAUCAACACGCUGGUGCCAAAUUUCGAGAAGCUGCUUCACAUCCUGAUUGAUGAAGAUGGGAUAAACAUGGUUGAUGGGAUUGUUGUACCCGAGCAUAGUUUCCGCAAGGCCUCAGCAUUCUUGGGUUUGCGAGAGGGACGACCGGAUGCUGCGACCUCCUUCUUGCGCCCUGAAGGACUCCCGGCCAAGCACCGCGAUGGCACUGAAUUGAAAAUCGACGUCCAGAUGAGAGUGGUAACCAGCGAAAAACAGGCUGCAAUUCCCGAAGAGAAUGUAAUAGAGAACAGCGAUGACGAAUCGGUUGCCGGCUCGGAGAAAAAGUUCACCGUCAAUGCAGCCGAGAUGGUAUAUGCACUGUGGAUUACCUACUCGAGGCAUAUGCACGCCACAAAAGCUAACCUUGGAGCUGCCUCGCCCCUACUGUCAGGAACGGCCACGCCGCUACAUCAGCCUUCACCGGGUCAAACACCAGCUCAUACACCUGCGGAAAUAGGAUCGGAUUCGGAUGAACCCAGGGAAAAGCAGAACACGUCUUCGAUGCUUAGCAGACAACUUAAAGAGGUUGCCCUGUCAGCUGCGGCCAGGCUCACCGGCUCACAACGAAUACAAGUGAGAGCCGAUAAAGCUGCUGGGGAGGUCGCCGAGAAGGUAGCCGAAAAAGCAGCUGAGAAAGCAGUGGUGCCUCAGGUAAUCGAGUCACCACCAAAGAAGACUAUCGAGGAUUUUGUUAUUCUCGAGGAAAUGGGCCAGGGAGCGUAUGGUCAAGUCAAGCUUGCUAGGUACAAGCCUGAUGGCCGAAAGGUCGUUUUGAAGUAUGUCACAAAACGGCGAAUUUUGGUCGACACCUGGACGCGAGAUCGGCGACUGGGCACUGUUCCUCUUGAGAUUCACGUGCUUGAUUACCUGCGGCGAGACAAUCUGCGGCAUCCCAACAUUGUGGAGAUGGAAGACUUUUUCGAGGACAGCGUCAAUUAUUACAUUGAAAUGGUCCCGCAUGGUCUUCCUGGCAUGGAUCUGUUCGACUACAUUGAACUUCGCGCAAAUAUGGAGGAAGAUGAAUGUCGAUCCAUAUUCAUUCAGGUGGCGAGGGCAAUUCAUCACUUGCACAUCAAGGCACACGUGGUUCACCGCGACAUCAAGGACGAAAACAUUAUCUUGGACGGGGAGGGCAACAUCAAGCUCAUUGACUUCGGUAGUGCCGCAUAUAUCAAGAGUGGGCCUUUUGAUGUUUUCGUAGGCACCAUUGAUUAUGCCGCGCCCGAAGUGCUUGCAGGCAAACCCUACGGUGGCAAGGAGCAGGAUGUCUGGGCGCUUGGCAUUCUUCUCUACACCAUUAUCUAUAAGGAGAACCCGUUCUACAGCAUCGAUGAGAUCAUGGACCGCGACCUGAGGGUGCCCUACACUAUCAGCGAGGAGAGCAUCGAUCUCAUCCGCUGCAUGCUGAACCGUGAUGUCGCGCAGAGAUACGACAUCACCCAGGUCCUGGAACACCCGUGGUGCCAGGUGGACGAGGAGGAUGAGUAA